AUGCGGCGGGGCAUCGCGCCCGGCAGCCUGGCGGGCGGCCGGGCUUCUGCCGGCCCCCGCGGCUGGAGGGGCCCGGCGGCGGGGGCGUCCCAGCCCCCAAGGGGGUGCCCGCGGCCCAUGGGGAAGCGGUGGAGCAAGGCCCCAGCUCUCGGGUCUACGUGCGUCUGGGUCCCUGCGUGUGCCCGCUCGCGCCCCCGUGUCCCCCGCGCGGGCCCCGGGAUCUGCGUCCUGACGCCCCGUGGGCAUCCCCGCGUGCGUCCCGGUGCGCCUGGCGGGAGGCCUCAGGACACACACGGCCGCCGCGGGACCGACCGCCCGGCACAGCGCAGGGAGGAGGGAGGGGGCGGCGGCGGCGGGGAGCGCGGGCACGUCACUGAGACAGACAGGCGGGCGGGAGGGAGGCGGCGGCCGCGGGUUCGAGCCGGCGCCGGAGCCCCGCGGCCCCCUCCCCCGGCCCGCGGCCUGCCCCCCACCCCGCCCCCCGCCCAGCACCAAAGCCGCCGAAAUGCAAUUUCCCGUGCAGGCGCCUCGACUCAGGGGGCUUUUCCGGGCUGGUUUGGAAAGCAGAGGGGCAACGCGGCGGCGGCCCAAAACGAGCAGAGCUGCCUCCUUCUAUCGUCUCCCCAUCUGGCUCCACUGGACCUCUCACCUCCAACUCUGACCCCUAGACCCACGCCAGCUGCCUUGCCUUGCCUUCCCGGAGCGCAGGAUUACCUGGGUUUGGCACGCCUGGUGGGGGCUCUGCGUGGGGAAGAGGAGCCUGAAACCAGGCUGGACCCCCAGCCACAGCCAACUCCAGGAGCAGAGGGUCAGAGACCCAGCCUGGAAUCGUCACCGGCUCCUGAACGCCUGUGCUCCUUCUGCAAACACAACGGCGAGUCCCGGGCCAUCUAUCAGUCCCACGUGCUCAAGGAUGAGGCGGGCCGCGUGCUGUGUCCCAUCCUGCGUGACUAUGUGUGCCCCCAGUGCGGUGCCACGCGUGACCGUGCCCACACACGCCGUUUCUGCCCGCUCACUGGCCAGGGCUACACCUCUGUCUACAGCUACACCACUCGCAACUCAGCUGGCAAGAAGGUGUCCCGGCCUGACAAGGCAAGGAUGCAGGAUCCAGGGCAUCGCCGAGGCGGCGCAGGAGCUGCAGCGUGUGCAGGUUCCAAAGGUGCUGGGAAAUCAGCUGGAUCUUCGCCCUCUUCCUGCUGCCCCUCCACUUCUGCCUAGGAGACUGGUGCAGGGAGGAUGGAGAUGCUGCCUUCCCCUGGUGUGGGGACCCAGGCUCCAUGGAGGAUGUAUUUUGGGGGAAGAUCCACCUUGCAAGGACCUGGCCCCGGGCCCUUGCCCCAGCCUGGAGGCCUGGUAAGAGAGCAGGGCCUGGGAGCACAGCUGAAAGCGCCCCCAUGAGGAAGGAGGUGGCCCUCAGAUCCCCUGGCCCUCCCUCCCCAGCACUGGGCGCCCAGUCAGCACUCAAUAAAUGCUUACGAAUGGAUCAGCGGAGCAGGCCAGGUCUUGGGAUGAGGUAGCGUGAACAGCUCCAGAGGGUCUGGGGCACUGCUCUUCUAUCCUGGUUGCACUCAUCAGCCCCCCACAUGUUACUCUGACCCCCCACUUUCCCCACCUGUUACCUGGAUUUUGGUUCAUCCUGGAGCACUGGGUGAGCUGCUUUAUGCUGGAAGUGGGCACCACAGGGGGACUGUGGGGUUUUGUUUGCGGGGUCACCCCAGCCCAGCACUUCUGAGCAUGGCACUCGCCACUAGGUUAGCCCGUGAAGCCAUUUCUAUGAUGUCUGGUAUUUUCAAACUCCCUUCCAGCCAUCCCUCACACAACGACAUGCCACAUGGGUAGAAUUCUCCACACUGGAGGUGGGGGGCCUGAUCUGAGAGGGGA
Lutra lutra (Eurasian river otter) is the source of this 1881-nucleotide messenger RNA. It is a transcript of the gene NANOS3, whose product is annotated as nanos C2HC-type zinc finger 3. Gene Ontology annotation, cellular component: perinuclear region of cytoplasm. The record is from RefSeq and is a predicted model, not a curated record. Lineage: Eukaryota; Metazoa; Chordata; Mammalia; Carnivora; Mustelidae. Gene Ontology annotation, biological process: negative regulation of translation; oogenesis. Gene Ontology annotation, molecular function: zinc ion binding; mRNA binding. The coding region runs from base 1 to 1218 and encodes 405 amino acids. The transcript has 5 exons.